This is a messenger RNA of Ananas comosus (pineapple), 405 nucleotides long. RefSeq names its product lysine-rich arabinogalactan protein 19-like. The record is from RefSeq and is a predicted model, not a curated record. Lineage: Eukaryota; Viridiplantae; Streptophyta; Magnoliopsida; Poales; Bromeliaceae. The transcript has 2 exons. Bases 1 to 405 code for a protein of 134 amino acids.
AUGUCGAAGUUGGGAAGAGCGGCGAAGGCAGAAACGCCACCCCCCUGCCCCUGCGAUGUCGCCCUCGCCGACUCCUGCGACGUCGUCGGCGACGAGCCCGCCUCCCCCGCCUCGGCCUCUCCCCCGACCCCUCCUCCUACCGCGCCCUCAGCCAGGCCCUCUGCUGCCGCGGCCAGGCCCGCUUCGCCGCCUCCUUGCUCGACGACAUGCUCCACCGCGGCCGAUCAAGCUGACCCAAUCCCGCCACCAAUACAGCCACCCAUGCCAUGGCCAAACCCACCGCCAGCCCCCUCCUCCUUCUCCGGCGCCGCCCUCGCCCGCGCGCUCACCUCAACGCUCCCCAACAUGAAGAGUACCACGGCGAGCGCCAUUUUUCCUCCGCCACUUCCCAUGACCGCUUUGUAG